GGGCAGUUACUGCUAGUUAUUUCUCAUCUAUAGUGCAAAAGAUAUCAUGAAUAUCAAUAGUGUAAAACAAUAGUAAAACAAGCUAUAUAAAAUAUACAUAACAUUCUUUCGAAUUGACAUAUUCUAUAAUUAAUAUCAUGGCGGAAAAAACAUACAUUGAUAUUAAUUCUGGCGAUGAAAUCGUUAUUUCCGGUAUCGCUGGAAGAUUUCCAGAUUCAAAUAAUAUGAAUCAGUUAGGAGAAAAUCUAUUCAACAAGGUUGAUCUUGUUAGAGCAGAUCAUCGUCGAUGGGACAUAGAGCAUCCGGAUUUACCAGAACGCAUGGGGACAGUUAACAAUGUAGAAAAAUUCGAUGCUGAUUUCUUCAACAUAUCUAUCGAGCAAGCCCACGCGCUCGAUCCUAUGGCAAGAUUAUUAUUGGAACAUGCUUAUGAAGCAAUUGUCGACGCGGGGAUCAAUCCAAUGCAAUUGCGAGGAAAAAAGACUGCCGUGAUCGUAGGGAUGACUCUUCUCGAGUCGCAGGAGAAAUUUAUGUAUGAGAAUCUUCAGAUAGACGGCUUGGGUAUCAUUGGAUGCAGCAAAUCUACAGUGGCAAAUAUCCUUUCGAACUGUUUGGACUUAAAAGGACCGUCCUACACAGUUGAUACAGCAUGCAGUUCUAGUCUUCAUGCCAUAGCUCUUGGUUAUCGCGAGAUCAUAUCGGGCCGAUUCGAGGACGCAAUAAUUGGGACCGCACAUUUAUGUUUACAUCCAGUUAUAAAUCUGAAUUUCUCUCAUCUUGGUAUUUUGUCAUCCGAUGGUACUUGUAGACCUUUUGAUACUGAUGGUAGCGGUUAUUCGCGUAGCGAAACCGUAUCGGUGAUAUAUCUUCAAAAGGCAAAAAAUGCUAAAAGAAUUUAUGCUACGUGUAAGCAUAUUAAAAUAAACAAUGACGGUUAUAAAGAAGAGGGAAUAACGUUCCCGUCGACGCAUAUGCAGAGCAUUUUGAUGACGGAGCUUUAUAAAGAAUGCGGAAUAUCGCCGCUUUUCUUGGAUUACAUGGAAGCACACGGUACUGGUACUAAAGUUGGUGAUCUUGAAGAAGUCAAUGCUAUACAUAAUGUUUUGUGUAAAGAUCCCACUGAUGAUCGGCUCCCAUUUGAAACUGGUUUUGUUCCACCAAACAUCAAUUAUACAUCACCACGAGAUGAUAUAGACGCCUUUGCAAAUGGAACCAUUCGCGUGCUUACAAAACCAUUAGCACUUAAGAAUGGUUACAUAAGCAUUAAUUCUUUCGGUUUCGGGGGAUGCAAUGCUCAUAUAUUAUUAAAAUGGAAUAUCAAACAGAAGGUUAACAAUAGUGCACCGAGCGACGAGUUGCCAAGACUUGUGGCAUUGUCUGGACGCACUAGAGAAUCAGUCGCUAAGCAUCCAACAGAUGCAGAAUAUAUCCGUUUACUGCACGAUAUCCACGCGGAUAAUAUAGAGGGUCAUUUAUGGAGAGGAUAUGUCAUACUGGACACUUCGCAGGAAAAUUUGGCUCGCAAUGGCCAAGGAUAG
Messenger RNA from Formica exsecta, 1538 nucleotides. Its product is annotated as fatty acid synthase-like. Gene Ontology annotation, molecular function: 3-oxoacyl-[acyl-carrier-protein] synthase activity; fatty acid synthase activity. Bases 138 to 1538 code for a protein of 466 amino acids. Lineage: Eukaryota; Metazoa; Arthropoda; Insecta; Hymenoptera; Formicidae. Gene Ontology annotation, biological process: fatty acid biosynthetic process. The transcript has 7 exons. The record is from RefSeq and is a predicted model, not a curated record.